Molecule: messenger RNA, 677 nt
Organism: Sinocyclocheilus anshuiensis
Lineage: Eukaryota; Metazoa; Chordata; Actinopteri; Cypriniformes; Cyprinidae
Product: galactose-specific lectin nattectin-like
Exons: 6
Coding region: 150-602 (150 amino acids)
Source: RefSeq, a predicted model, not a curated record
CAGGACACCGGCCCUCCAGGACCGAGUUUGGACACCCCUGUUAUACACACUUGACUUCAAGUAAAGUAUAAAAGCAGGGCUCUUUCUAGAACUUCACAAAUUCUUCCUCUGAGAUUCUGAAGGCAACAAUCUGAAAAACAAGUUUCAUCAUGGCAAUGCUGAGAAGUCUUCUGCUUCUUUUCAUUGUGUUCUCCAUGGGGAACGCAGAAGUUAAUUUAGUUAAAAAAUGCCCUUAUGAAUGGACAAAUUUUGGAGUCCGAUGCUACAAGUUCUUCUCUCAGGCGGUCAACUGGAUCACAGCAGAGAAGAACUGCCAACGUCUGGAUGCAAAUCUCGCAUCUGUACAUAAUAAAAUAGAACAAGAUUUUCUCCUGAGUCUGUUGCCUUCUACCACACGUUGUUGGUUUGGUACUCAUGAUGGUGAACAAGAAGGACAGUGGUUGUGGACUGAUGGAACUCCGUUUGACUACACCUACUGGGCCCCUGGACAACCUGACAAUAAGGGUACCGAGAACUGUGGGGAGUUGAACUUCGAAAAUAACCGUUGGAACGAUGCAGCCUGUUUAACCUCACUGGGCUAUGUUUGUGCUAAAUACCUGUGAGAUCACAUGCAGUCAUCCUGCUCCACAGUUACUUUGAUUGUACUACAUUUACAUGUUCUGAUCUUAUCUUUACAA